This is a messenger RNA of Pygocentrus nattereri (red-bellied piranha), 12241 nucleotides long. RefSeq names its product TBC1 domain family, member 22B (gene tbc1d22b). Lineage: Eukaryota; Metazoa; Chordata; Actinopteri; Characiformes; Serrasalmidae. Bases 190 to 1746 code for a protein of 518 amino acids. The record is from RefSeq and is a predicted model, not a curated record. Gene Ontology annotation, molecular function: GTPase activator activity. Gene Ontology annotation, biological process: activation of GTPase activity. The transcript is spliced from 13 exons.
GUCCAGCGCGAAGUAUCAUCCUCUCACUUUCUGCUGAUAAAAACAGAAAGACUGACGCGUUUAAAACGUCGGGAACGGCCCGGGACGACCCCAACAGCCCACCCGGGACUUUUAUUCACCGAAGUCCGAUGUGGGUCCCCGGUUCAGGGCCGUUUGGAGUGUUUUAGGGCACAGCUCGGUUCUCCAGUCAUGGCCACCGAAAACAAACUUCAUUUCUGGAGGAGGAACGCAAAGGUUCCCGGAAGCUUGCAGCCCAUCUAUGGGGCGCAGUACCCUCCGCUGGACCCGCGGGUACUUCGCUCGUUCCUCAAAGACACUCCAAAGACAAACAUUGCGAACAUCAAAUCAAAGAAGCCAUCCACAUUCCAUGAGUUUGCACGCAGCACUAACGAUGCUUGGGACAUCGAUGAUGAAGAAGACAAUGACUUCUUCACUCCAUCACACCCCUCUUCUAUUCCCGCACAAUCGCACUCCAAGCCUCAAACGCCUCGUCUCAAAGUGUCCAAACACUUUACUGACACAGAGCCGCAGCCCCAGCCUUUGAACAGACUGGAGCCAGUAAGCACAGAGAUCUGCCCAGAUCAGCUGAGGAUUGACGGUGAGCCCACCAAUGGCAGAGUGGUGAAGUCCAGUAGUGAUGCCCAGCUGAAUAGUAAUACAGCGCGUGGCACGCUUCAGAAACAGCAGUCUCUCCCCGUCCGACCCGUCAUCCCACUGGUCGCCCGCAUUUCAGACCAGAAUGCAUCAGGAGCUCCGCCCAUGACCGUGAGGGAGAAGACCCGGCUGGAUAAGUUCAGACAGUUACUAGCCAGUCCCAACACAGACCUUGAGGACUUGCGGAAGCACAGCUGGUCAGGAAUCCCACGAGAAGUGCGGCCCAUCACUUGGAGACUCUUAUCAGGCUACCUCCCUGCUAAUAUGGAGCGUAGGGAGCAGGUUCUCCGAAGGAAGAGAGAGGAGUAUUUUGGCUUCAUUGAGCAGUAUUACCACUCCAGAACAGAUGAGCACCACAGAGACACCUAUAGACAGAUUCACAUCGACAUUCCCAGGACAAAUCCACUGAUUCCAUUAUUCCAGCAGCCACUGGUGCAGGAGGUGUUUGAAAGGAUUCUGUUUAUUUGGGCCAUCCGCCAUCCAGCUAGCGGCUACGUUCAGGGCAUCAAUGACCUUGUCACGCCGUUCUUCGUUGUCUUCCUCUCUGAGUUUGUGGAGGAGGAUGUGGAGAACUUUGAAAUGGCCGCCCUGCCUCUGGAAACGCAGCGGAACAUCGAAGCAGACAGCUUCUGGUGUAUGAGCAAGCUUCUGGAUGGAAUACAGGAUAACUACACAUUUGCUCAACCUGGCAUUCAGACCAAAGUGAAGGCUCUGGAGGAGCUCGUCAGCAGGAUAGACGAGGAUGUCCACCUUCACUUUAAGAAGUGUGAGGUAGAAUACCUGCAGUUUGCCUUCCGCUGGAUGAACAACCUACUGAUGAGGGAGCUGCCGCUGCGCUGCACCAUCCGUCUGUGGGACACCUACCAGGCGGAGUCGGAAGGUUUCUCUCACUUCCACCUGUACGUCUGUGCGGCCUUCCUCAUCAAGUGGCGCAAAGAGAUCCUCUCCAUGUCAGACUUUCAGGGCCUGCUAAUGCUUCUGCAGAACUUACCCACAAUACACUGGGGCAACGAGGAGGUGGGCUUACUCCUGGCUGAAGCCUACAGGCUCAAAUACAUGUUUGCAGACGCUCCCAGCCACUACAAAAGAUAAGGGGGUCCUGAUUCACUGACGAACACAACCAUGACUCCCACACUAUCUCAGUCUAGAGGCAUUUCCUUAAUCUCCUGUUAUGUUCGCCGAGGCCGAUGGGGAACACCGCACUGCUGGGAUGGCCAAAAAAAAUGAGAUCUUGAACAAAGUUCCUCUGCUGCAGCGCUGAUAGGCUCCGCUUUCAGCAGAUAAAGACUCGACACCACGUCUGAAAAGUUUUUUGUGAAUCUUUUAUGAAACUAAUAACAUGACGGAGAAGGAAGCGGAAUGGCUUCUCAGCCGCUUUAUGAAAAAUGUUUUUAUUGCGUUUUAUUUUUUAAUAACCUCUUGCAUUGUAGCUCCUUGCGCUCUUGAUUUCUCUAAAAUGGAGCAUGCACUCUUCCUUUUUUUCAUACUACAAGUGAUCCUUUUUCUUUUUGGUCUCAGUGAGUGGCGUCUGCCUGCUGCGCUUGCUUCUUCCAUUGCUCUGUUGACUGGACCAGCGUUGGCUCCAUUCAUCUCCGAAGUCAUCAGUGCAGCUGUUACUGCAGUGCUGUGGUAAACGAAGGAAACUACAGCAGCCAGUCAGGGUCACUUCUGAUGAGAUGCAGCGGUACAUGUCUGUUGGCCUGUAAUAGAGUCAGUACGCACCCGGCUGAGCGAGUUUUCGACUCCACGCUUGUAGAAGACUGUGAAUUUUAACAAUCAAGGACGACGUCCUACUUUCUGAAGGUGGCCUAGCUUCACGUGAAGCCCCCACAUAUUGCACAAAAAGGAGUUAAAGAUUAAAACAUGGGUACAUUUUUUUCCGCAGUAGCGGAAUUUCAGAAUCUACUACUGAGACGGUGUUGCAAAGACAGCUUCACACUGUAGUGAAAUAUUAAUAAUAAGGUUUGUAGUGAGUGAAUCAGUCUAGUACAAGGACUGUCUUUGCACCAGUUGUGGGAAGAAAAACUACUGAGUCAGUAAUGCAAACUGAACUGUGUGAAUGUGGAAAAUUCUUGUGCAGCACAAACAGUCUGCUUUCUCUUUGUUUAUGCCCUAAAAACUGCUAGUAGAAGUUGUCCUAUUAUGGUGAUCCAGGACCAGCUCCUCCCACCCAAAAUUUUGUGUUUAUCAUUAUUGGAGCACAUAGAAACUGGUCCCAGAUCAGCGUGAAAACUUUUGGAGGGGAUGAGUUUCCUACAAGGAGCUACACACCCAAAAUCUUUCAGGGUUGGGUGUUAAAGUUGGGUACAUGAAAAUUUUCAGUGUAGGACAAAUUGGCCAUCUAUGCUUUUAGCAAACAGUUCAGCAAAAAGAAGUGGCAAAGUACUAUUAUAAAUAUAUGCAGUUUUAUUACUGUUACUUUUGUGUACAAAAACUCAAAGUACAGCAAAGGUAAUGCUUGACUUUACAGUCCCUUAAGUUUAAGAUAUUAACAGGUAAUUAUUUUAGGUACCAUGAUGGUAAAUUCCAAGACGGUCUUACUAAAUUACACUAAAAUUCCCAGCAGGUUUAGCUAUUACAUAAAACAUAUUCAUAAUCUAAGACGUCACAGGUGGAAGAAUAGAUAUCCCGUGAAUGUAUUUUUUUUUUUUGUAUUGAAUGUUUUACAAACAUAAAUUUAGAUAUGCAAAUAACAUAUCUAUUACAUAUGCAUACAUUUGAUUUACAUUGAUUUAAAAAAACAAGCCUUUUAGUCUGGAUGAUAUUUCCUGUGAAGACACUCCCCAGAGAGAGGAGUUUUGCAGAACAAAUGAUUGAAAUCUCAUUUCAAAUAUUACAUGAAGGUUAAAAAUAUAUAUAUAUUUUUACCUUCAUGUAAUAUAUAUAUAAUUUUUUUUAAUGAAUGGGCCUCAGAACUGCAUUACCCAGUAAGAUCUCAGAAACAUGGAUAAUUUGAGUGAAUGUUAUUAGUACAAAGGAAACGGGACCAAAAUUGUGAUUUUUCUGCUUGUAUUGCUGAGAUUUAAUAAUAUGGACAUCAUUUCACUGUAAUGUCACAAGUUUAAGCAAGUCAGUUAAUCAUAAAAAUCAAAGUAAUUGGUAAGGACCCAGUAGAACUAAUACUAAGAAUCAGGUAUUUUCAAACUUGUCUUGGAUAUUUGAGUCUGCACUGAGGACCAAUUCCGGGCUUGUUUGGGGGAUGGGCUCAUUAUUGCUCAUUUGCUUUCACACACAAGAAUUCCAUCCAAACCAGGAAUCUGUUGUGUAAUUCCAUAUGCAAUUGUUUUGCAUGCAGUUUUGCAAAAUGGUAGAACAAUUUUUUUCUUUUCUUUCAUAUGUGAUCCCCUGUUGGAUAUAUAUCUGAUUUGUGGCUAUGCACCGUUAAUAAGAACACUCAGAUUGGGUUUCGUCUUUUUUUUUUGUUUUUGUUUUUUCUCUCCCCACUACUACAUCGUUCAGCAGCAUCAAACCUGAAAUUAGUGCCAAUAGGCUGGGCACAAGUAUCUGAUCCUUUUACAGCCCUGUCUCACUCCAGUAAUGAACAGCUGAGAGCAGUUCAGUUCUAAUUAUGCUGAAAAAGGCUUGUUCUGCUGGUUAGUUUGUUUGCUGUUCAUGAUGCACGUGAUUCAUUCAUGUGACGUUACUGAUUAGAAUAUACGUUUCGGAACGCAGUUAAAUUUGCAUGACAGAUGUGAGUAACUUAAUACGCAAUGGUAAACCAUCAUAUUAGGAUCUUAGCAGAUCAUAGCAAAAAUUGGACUUGAGCAAAGAGGCAUGCCAUCUGAAAGCAGCCAUGUAUUUUUGUACUCCUAUUUAGGCACCUGGCACUGUUUUCAGUUUACCUUCUUUCUGGGUCAUGCGACAUUGCAGUGAAAUGAACUGUCCACCUUGUCACUCCAAGCAGUUAUUCAGUUAUAAGAUAUUCGACUGUUCUUUAUCUGCUUAAUAUCUAGAACCUGUUGGGCAUUUCAGUGUUAUUUAGUUGCAUCUUUACCCAAGAUGAUUAACUUCUUACCUGUUUAUAUAUUAAUACAGCCUUUUUAAGUUUAAGUUUUAAAUUAGCAGCUGAUUUGCUAGUUGAAGUAAAACUACAACAGUAAUCAUGUUUUUGAUUACUUAUCACAUGAAUGUGACCAAGUCAAGUGAGCAAAUUCCUCCUUGGAGAAAACUACCACCUGAUUUGCACUUGAAAGCAGCAUAAGACCACUCUCAGCUCCUAUAAGUACAUGAGGCAGAAAAAGAAAUCCAAGCCAGAUGUAUUUCUAUCCCUGCCCAUAGAAAUUCAUUACGUUUGACCCAAAGUGGAAAUACGUGGUACAUUUAAAAGCCUAAGAAAAUAAUAGGCCAAUACUUAUUAAUAGUAUUUUUGAUUUGAUUCAGAUUCUCUUAGCAUAUAAAGAUACGCUACGAAUAAAUUAGGUAUCCUAAUAUAUUACUGUGCGUUAUUGUCCUUUGGAGUUUUUAGAGUAUUUAAAAUUCAAAAGGACUACAAUGUUUCCAAAGAGGGGUCAGGUCACUUCCAAUAACCAGGCGGUUUUCAAAAUAUUCAGAAUGUAAAAUAACGUUUGACUACAAUGUUUUCAAAGAGGGCUUAGUUCACCUCAAGUAACCAAGCAAUCAGUUUUCUAAUCCCAUUGAUGGUUUUAAUAAUUAAUGGGUAAGUGUCUUUCUAUUUUAAUUAUUGAAGCAAAUGGAGUGUAUGUGAAUAGAGAGAACUGUCAGGAUUGGUUAAAAGUGAUGGUGUUAUAUUGGCCUUGCCUCUGCACAGAGAUGGAAGGGAGGAAUGAGGCAGCUGAUGUUGAAGGCUCUGAGUAAUACGCCGUAGUCAAGCACAGUCUCUCCAUCGCUUUGCACGUAGCACGCUGUUUAUCCUCGUCGCCAUGACUACCUUCUCAACCUUUGAAAUGGUGGCUUCUUAGGUGAAUGAAGAGCGAUGUAAUGUAAUGUUGGAUUUUAUUCCAAGUAAUUUUGGGCCAUUUCUGUUGGUCUCGUCAUCAUGAAAUGUUCAGAUCAUAUUAAAAAAACAUGAGGUACAAGGUUCUGAUUGGACAACGAUAACACACCACCAUUGCUAGCUUAGGACAGCUGUUACACGUUGCCUUUACUGUGAAGCGUUUGCAAUAUUUGUUGUGGUUUAAAACUGGAGUGGUCCUUUUCAUCAGAUUUUCAUUCGAUCUAUGGGUUGUUCUUGGACCUUAAAGCGAUAUUUCAGCACAGAAUCUUUUUCCCUUUCCUCAAAUGUCGCCAUCCAGCCGAGACACAUUUGUUGUCCUGUUAAUCACAAACUUGCUUGUUUGGCUUCUGUCUAGGGUGUCAUUAUAUCCAUAUUAAUACUCAUAAGUGUUCGCUGGGACAGUAUGCACUGUCAUCUGAAUCCAAUACAGUUUGAUUUUUGCUUCAUAAAUUUGGAGUAAAUUCCUCUAGGGAUGCCAAACCAGGCAUCUUAAUUAGGUGUCGGCUGUCACAAUGUCAGAAAUGUCCAAAAACGAAGUGAUUUUCAUUGAAGAAUAUUACAAUAACUGGUUGCCAAAUCAUCUGAUCAUUAAAAUGAACACUCUGCAGGCCUCUGAGUGACCAUUCCACUGGCAGAAAAGAAACACACCUGCGAUAUACUUUUAUUUACAUAAAUAAAAUUCUAAAUGAAUUCAAAAUAUAAUUAAAACAUAACUCGGGCAUUUCUAAGGUACAUUUUUAACCUGAUUAGAAAUAUUGCAAUUCAAAGCUGAGCUGAGGGACCUCCCAUAAUAGAUUGAAAAUGCAUUUUAUGGCUGCUUUGAAGAAAAAAGGUUGAUUACUACUAAUAAGUCAGUACCUGUACUGUAGUAUUAAUUGGCAGACUGUAGCAUAUAUGUGAGGCUGUAUCAUCUAUGGAAACAUAAGGAUCAAAUUGGCUACUAAAAGUGCAUGGAUUGGAUUUGGGGCAAAACAAAACUGGAUUUUACGUGAGAUCCCUCAUGCCUACUGUUCUAAUAAAGAACACACUAAAGAACUCCCACCCCACCCCUUAACUGUAUAUUUGUGUUGAGUAUGCUUUCACUGGAUGCUGUAAUCUCAUUAGUAAGACUUUGAUCAAAAACAAAAGCAAAAAAUAAUGUAUCAUGGUGCAAAAUCCACAAUUUGUAUCAUGUCAUGGAGCUUUGCAUAUUGUAACAUGCCUACUUCUUAUACUGUAUGGCAUUCCUUAAAAAAAAAAAAAACAACAUAAAUGGGGACGAAUUUCAAGCUCGCUGCAUAUGGGGUGAGUGGAAUAUUUAGCAAAUUUGACUUUUCUGGGCUAUCGCUUUAAGUGCUAACCACCCCACUGCUGAAAGCUGUCAACAGUAAUGUUACACAGAACAAAGAAGCCAGUAGUUACAGCAGUCUUAUGAUGGGAAUGCGCUUUACUUCAGAAUUCAGAUGCCCCCUUUGUUAAAUGAUGAGCCGUUAUUCAGUAGGGUUUGGAUGAACAUCACUUUAAAAUACAGGGUAAACUACACCUUUUGGACAUGCAGAUGUAGUUUCUGUGCAUCAGGAAACUGUAAGAGGAGCUCCUCUAUAAACAGCUCCACAGAGAAACAAUGGGGAAUGUGAGCGGCGCUGAGAGCAGGGCAAUUUCCACAGAAAAUAAGGGCUUUUCACAGCUCUUCCGGCCAAAUGAAGUGUUUCAGGCGAGAGUGAUAUCAGCUCUAAGAACAGGAGGUAUAAUUUUAUUCUAGGAAAAUUGCCCUAGAUUGACUAAGUGAUUUGUCUUUGUUUGAGCCAGUUGUUUCCCUGUGGGGCUGCUUAGCAUGUAUUGAUAUGAUGUCACCUGUUUGUGCUCUCAGAUACCCCCUUAUUCUUGGUUCUGGCUUGGAGAGAAGGCUGCACUAUCGCUGCUGUGCUUCUACUUUUCUGAGCUACUCCAAAGGUGUAGUAAUGCUAUAUUUAAGAAAUAUAGAAGAAUUUUAAGGAAAUAACAAGAAUCUCCAUUACAGAGUUUUCCAACUCAAUUCCUAGAGGAAUGCAGCUCUGCAUGGUCUAUUGUUUCUUCUGCUCCAACACAUGAGCCUCUUUGAUAAUGAACUGAGGAGCUGAAUAAGGUGCAUUGUGUGUUGGAGCAAGGAAAGAAAUGGCAGCCCUGCAGGAACAGAGGUUGAUAACCCUGUUUUUCUCUCUUUUUAGACACUGAUUAGCCCAAGCUAUACAUGACCAGGGAGGAUUCUCCAGUGAAAAGAUUUUUAAAUGCUUGGCUUAAAUAUCAAUAGGCUUAAAGGGACAUUCCGGCCUACAGACAGAGUUUAAUGCUAUUUGUCCUGUUAGUGUUCGGUAGGGGAACGUUAUAACCCCGACUUCACUGAUUUUACACAAUUCACAAUUGUGUAUCAUUUUUGUGUUCUCAUUAAAUGUUUUCACACUACAGUGCCCAGAAUGCAUUUCUCAAAUAUAUACUGUAAGCACUGGGAAUCGCUGUGGUGUCAACCAGUCGUAACUGCAAGCCUAGCCCCUGAUCUAGAAGCUAGUAAAUACAGCCAAGCCUAGUAUUAAGCACUAGCGUUGAACAUUCUGUCUACUAUUCAACACAGAAUGGACGCCAGAGACGUUUUGGCCCUUUUAGUCAGAAACAAGUAGACAAACAGUUGUUGUCCUAGUUACCAAGGGACCUUGCUAACUUUAGUAAUGAAGAUUUGAAGACACAGUUAUUUGCUACAGGUGCAGCAGUCGUAUGGCUGCAGUAACAUUUGGCUUCCUAGCAGUGAUGCUAUCUGGCUUCCUGCAUUUACCAGCUAACCAAAGAAAUCCGGCUCACCCCCAGAAAUCCCCCCCAAAGCAGUUGUAAUUUUUUCAAAAUUUCCUCCCACUUUCAAGGUAUGUCAUGAGAAGGGUUUUUACAGAGCUCUGUAGGUGACAUCCUGUAUAAAUAAAAGUAAUGUGUGGCCACAACUUAGACAUGGGAAUGAGAUGGUAAGGUGUGGGAGCAAGAUUGUCGUGGCCAUGACUUUGCAAGGCAUGGGAACGCGAUCCUAAUGCAUGGUCACGACUUCUUAAGGCCUGAUCUCGUUCCCACACCUUGCCAAGUCGUGGCCAUGACUUACUUAUCUCAUUCCCAAGCCUUACUAAGUCAGGCCACGACUUAUUAACAUGCGGGAACAAAAUCCUAAUGCAUGGCCACGACUUAGGAAGACAUGAUCUCGCUCCCACUCCUUACUAAGUCAGGGCCACAACUAAAUUUUCAUUCCCACGCUAUGGCCACACAUUAGGAUCUUGUUCCUUCGUGUUAAUAAGGCAUGGCCACGCAUUAUCUUUAUUUAUAUGGGAUGUCACCAGCAGAGUUCUUUAGGUUUCCAUAGUCUUUAAACCAGAAUAUCUCACUCUAGAUGCUGCUGCAGCACAGGUUUAGGGUGGAAAUGGACGUGAUGGCAGCAGAUAUAGCGAUGGUUAUGCUUUUCUCUUUGGCCGGCGUGUCCCUUUUACGUUUAUUCACAGCUAACUGGACCAUUUUAAGAAUGUGGAAAAAUGACUGACGCCUUGACGUUCCACAGCCAUAGUUGUUCCUGAAUGUGUAGACGACCUGACUUGAUCUCGACCUAAUGAUUGUUUGAACCUCUGUCACGCUUCUUCUUCUUCUUUGUGUGUAAAUUUGAUUUUAAACCACACUGUGAUGUUUGGUUGAAGCCAUUAUGCCUACAGCUACAUCAGUUAUGCUGUUCAUUAAUUCUUGAAAGCUUUUUUUUAUUAUUAUUAUUAUUAUUAUUAUAAUUCCACUGUUUACAUGCAAUAAUGAUGUAAACAAAGUGAUUAGAGCUGCAGAAUCUUGAAAAUGUAUUUCUGCGGGUAAUUGACCGUGGGCUCCUGUGGUAGUUGGGUUGGGGGGGUUGGGGGUUUAUGGGGAAAAUUUCUCAUUUUAAUUUCUCAGUAAUCAUAUGGCAGGGUCACAUUCUGUGUCUCUAUCUUUAGUGCUACAGCUUAGUAUCACAGAUCAGUAGAAAAUACUGUAAAUCAGCCAGAAGCCAGUUUUUUCGCAUUGCAGUAUCCCAUCUUGUUGUCGUUCCAGAUUUGUCCAAAUGUGUUUAUGAACACAAGCAUGCUGACCAACUGGUGGUAUUUCACAAAGGAGGGAGUUCUCAGUUAGCCACAGAGCUUAAGCCAAAACUUGAGCUGUCCAGUAGGAGAAGAGGUAAAUGCCAUUCCUAUUGGCCAGUCCUUAGCAGGAACUUUAACUAUCCAGCCUUACUGAAAUGUCCUGCUUUAUGAAAUACCCUGUGGUCUUAAAAUAGGCUCAGACAAUUGCUGACAAGUUCACAUGGAUUUAUCUAGCAGUAGAUUCCAGAAGCAAGAACUCUAUUGCUUAUUUAGUCUUACUUGUAGCUCCUUUACAAUUCAUACAUCUUCACAUCUUUAUACACUCCGGCAUUGUUCAAGCUGAUCUCUGUCUACUGCAUCUUUAUCUCACCAUAGAGAAUGAUUUUGUGUGUCCAUUUGCUUAGAAGUACAGAGCCCUAAUGAUGACAUCCUGUAUAGAUAAAAAUAAUGCGUGGUCAUGCCUUAUUAACGUGUGGGAACGAGAUCCUAAUGCUAAUGAUUUAAGUCAUUGCCAUGACUUGGUAAGAAGUAUAGAAGUCAUGAGAAAAUGUCUUGAGGAAACUGUUCUUAGAAACUUUCAAACACUGGACCAGAUCUGGUUACUUUGACUUUCCCAAAGGUUUUUUGCUCGGACAGGAGCCUCUAAAAGCUCCACCCACAUGACUAUUCGCUCUAGAAAACCAGUCCCAUCUUAGUCUUGUCUUAUGGGGCCAACCAUGAUCCCAGAACAAGAGUCUGGGGAACAGUCGUUUGGGCUGAAACCCUCAAGGGUACAACUUUAUAUAGGGAACAGAAUUGUAUCCUAUAAUAAUACCCAUAAUAUUUCAUUGCAAUUGUAUUGUUUUACAUUGUGUUGACUCCACCCAGUCCGUCUUGACUCCCAGCUUUUUAUUGUAUAGUUUUGCUUUAAAAUAUUAGGUUACGAAAAGGUAUAAAUAUGUACCUUCACCCUGGCUAAAAACUUUAAGGUACCCAAUUGGAAACUGUUGUACUUUUGAGGGUACAUUUACUCUGAUUGUACCUGCAUAGUACCUUUUUCUCUGACAGUGGAGGGACGGAGUCUGUCACUAGCCCAUGGACCAGAAGUUUAAGUUGGCUCCAGACAUGUAUACGAGAUCACGCCUGGCCUUGUGAGGCCAGUCCCUUCCCUGAAAGAACCUCAUAUACAGAUUUACAGUCUAUUUUGCAGAUACUUUUGAUUUGAAAAAUUCACAGUUCCAUAUUUCAAGUUGACCUGUUUUCUGUGCUUUUCUUGGAACAGGGAAGUGACCCUGUUGUCCAUGCUCGACCAUACGCUACAGAUGUGUCAGGUAGAGAUUUGGUUUGAAAAAUGCUGGAUUAUUCCUUUUAAUAAAGCAGCUUGUGGUCCAAAACUGAUUUUAUUAUAAAUGCAGCUCAGUGUAGAGGUGCUGCAAUUGAGCCGUGGAGGCUGAAAAGGUCUCCUGAAAGCUCCUGUGGUUCACGGCCAAUCUAAGGAGACAGAACAAGGCCUUUCUGCUAGGCGGGGAUGGCAUUUUUUCUCCCUUAUUUCUUUUUUCUGAAGGAAAGAAGGAAAAAAGCGUACUAGUGGCCCACUGGUGCAGCCACCGUGUUUAUUUAUAGCCAUGUCCUAGGUGUCCUAAGGUAUUUGUCUCCUUCUUGUGACUUGUCCUGGGUUCCCCUGUUUUUGCAUGUUGUUUUUUUUUUUUCUUUCUUUCUUUUUCUUUUUUUCUCACUCCUUUCUCUUUGAAUGAAAUGGCUCAGUCAAAAAUCUCACGUUGCUAAUAGUAAAUGAAAGUGAAAAGCUGCCAAUUAGCAUUAUGCAGAUGGUUAUGCUAAUUGGUGGCCACUAACUUCCAUUCAUAGCCAUGUUAGCAUGAUUGUUCGUUGAUUUUUAGUUGUUUAUUGUUUUUGUCAGGGCUACAUUUUACGGUAGUACCACCUUUUUUUUGAUAAUCAGCAUUUCAGAAUGUGCCCUAUAUAUUUUUUUUUUCUUUUGGGUCAUGCGUUUGCCCUCGGUUGGCAAACUGACACGGUGCUUUGUUCUGCAUUAUUCAUCUGGGGUUGCUCCGAGUUUCAUCAGAGCCAUGUUUUGGGGGUGUGAUUUUUGAUGAUAAUUUUUUCACCAUUGUAGUGUGUGUGAACUGUACUGUAGCUUGGGCAGCUUGUAGCGCUUUGAUUGUGUUGCAAUGCAAAUGAGUGCGGCGCUGAUUUUGUAGCUUGUUCCUUUAGCGAGGCUCUGAGUGCAUCAGUCUACUCAGUAAGACCUGAUCACAGAUCAGUUCCCACCUCCCACAUCAUCACAAUCAGGUAGAACGAUGACUGUCGGACCGAUUCUGGAUCGAGUUUGGAAUGACUGAUGCUCUUUAGAGACCUGGCUGCUUUUGCUUCUUUGUUUUUGUUGGUAUGUUUGUGGAAUAUGCCAAAACUCCUCCAGUCAUUACUCUGGCUUUCCCUGCGUAAUCAGUGCUUCAGUAGUCAAUGCUGGUUUUAGCCUUAAAAGCAAAGAUUACAGUUGUGUGCUGUAUAUGUACUUUUUCUUGUUUAUAUUAAACGAUUGGUACUAUAA